Molecule: messenger RNA, 1719 nt
Organism: Fusarium graminearum PH-1
Lineage: Eukaryota; Fungi; Ascomycota; Sordariomycetes; Hypocreales; Nectriaceae
Product: elongator complex protein 3
Exons: 1
Coding region: 1-1719 (572 amino acids)
Biological process (GO): tRNA wobble base 5-methoxycarbonylmethyl-2-thiouridinylation
Cellular component (GO): cytoplasm; nucleus; elongator holoenzyme complex
Molecular function (GO): acyltransferase activity, transferring groups other than amino-acyl groups; iron-sulfur cluster binding
Source: RefSeq, a predicted model, not a curated record
AUGGCCACCGCCACCAUGACUGUGACGGCCGUGCCGACCAAGAAGAAGCCUGACAUGGCUCCCGAGAGCGAGCGCUUCCUACGAUGUUGCGCCGAUGUCGCGAACGCCCUUAUUGAGGACCAUGAGGCCUCAAAGGCUGGCCGUACCACACGCGACAUCAACCUCAACUCGCUACGAAACAAGCUCGCCAAGAAACACAAGCUCAUGAACAUCCCACCUCUGACCGCCAUCAUCGCCUCCAUUCCCGAGCACUACAAGAAGUACAUCCUGCCAAAGCUUAUCGCCAAGCCUAUCCGAACGUCCUCCGGUAUUGCUGUCGUUGCCGUCAUGUGCAAGCCCCAUCGAUGUCCUCAUAUCGCCUACACCGGAAACAUCUGCGUCUAUUGCCCUGGAGGACCUGACUCUGAUUUCGAGUACAGUACACAGUCAUACACUGGCUAUGAACCUACGUCGAUGCGAGCCAUUCGCGCACGAUACGAUCCAUUCGAGCAGGCUCGAGGACGUGUUGAUCAGCUCAAGUCCCUCGGUCAUUCCGUCGACAAGGUCGAGUACAUCAUUAUGGGAGGAACGUUCAUGUCUCUAUCUGAGUCAUACCGAGAGGAAUUCAUUGCCCAGCUUCACAACGCACUCAGCGGAUACCAAACCACCAAUGUCGACGAGGCCGUGGAGGCAGGUGAGAUGAGCAACGUCAAAUGUGUUGGUAUCACAAUCGAGACCCGACCCGAUUAUUGUCUGCAGCCCCAUCUCUCCGACAUGCUGCGAUACGGCUGCACUCGACUCGAGGUUGGUGUACAGUCUUUGUACGAGGAUGUUGCGCGAGACUCCAAUCGAGGACACACCGUCGCAGCCGUCGCCGAGACAUUCUGUCUCGCAAAGGAUGCUGGUUACAAGGUCGUCAGCCACAUGAUGCCUGAUUUGCCUAAUGUUGGUAUGGAGCGCGAUAUCGACCAGUUCAGGGAGUACUUUGAGAACCCUGCUUUCAGAACCGACGGUCUCAAGAUUUACCCCACACUGGUCAUUCGAGGCACAGGUCUAUACGAGCUGUGGCGAACAGGACGAUACCAGAACUACACCCCCAACGGAUUGAUCGACCUUGUCGCAAGAAUCAUGGCUCUGAUCCCUCCCUGGACUCGUAUCUACCGCGUUCAGCGCGAUAUUCCCAUGCCUUUGGUCACAUCUGGCGUCGAGAAUGGUAACCUGCGUGAGUUGGCUUUGGCUCGAAUGAAGGACUUUGGCACAACUUGCCGAGAUGUGCGAACGCGAGAGGUUGGUGUGAACGAGAUCAAGAACAAGAUCCGACCUAACCAGAUCGAGCUGGUUCGAAGAGAUUACGUCGCCAAUGGCGGUUGGGAGACUUUCCUCGCCUACGAAGACCCCAAGCAGGAUAUUCUUGUUGCCCUUCUUCGACUACGAAAGUGUACCGAGAAGUACACUUACCGAGAGGAGCUUAUCGGCCAGCCCACCAGCAUGGUCCGAGAGCUUCACGUCUAUGGCACAGCCGUCCCUGUUCACGCCCGUGAUCCCCGCAAGUUCCAGCACCAGGGUUUCGGUACGCUACUGAUGGAAGAGGCUGAGAGAAUCGCGAUUGAAGAGCACGGCAGCGACAAGAUCAGUGUUAUCUCUGGUGUCGGAGUGAGAAGCUACUACAAGAAGCUUGGUUUCUGGUUGGAUGGACCGUAUAUGAGCAAGUGGCUGGAUGGUCGCGAGCAGCCCGAGUAA